This is a messenger RNA of Plasmopara halstedii, 1003 nucleotides long. RefSeq lists its product as uncharacterized. The transcript has a single exon. The record is from RefSeq and is a predicted model, not a curated record. NCBI's taxonomy places the organism in Eukaryota, Oomycota, Peronosporomycetes, Peronosporales, Peronosporaceae. Bases 156 to 353 code for a protein of 65 amino acids.
AUGUGGUAAAAUUUUUGAUGAUUUCCCCUUUGUUUUUCUAAAUUCCUGUUUCAAAUUUGUAGCCAGCGACCGAAUAUUUGUACUGUACAUGGAAUGAGGCCAGUAUUUCGAAUCUGUGCUUUCGUAUAAGACCGAACUUCCAAUAUACGUAACCAAUGCAAUCUCUUUAUUGCGAGGAAGCUUGUACAUGGUGGAGCCUGGUCGCAGUGGUGCGAGUACAACCGUUAAAAUCAAGCAAAUUAGGACCGACAGUGGCUCUUCUCAUGAAAAAAAUGGGCUUCACUUUCGCAAAUUUCACGAUAGCGUCUGUACCGGUUUUUUCGUUAGUACCUUUUGCGAAUCUCAUUUCUUGAUUGACAGGACAGCAGCACCGGACCGACCUUCCCAUUGACAGCGCAUUGCGCGCUAAAGCCGCGAACGAUCGAGCAUCUGCACGCAAAUCUUGAAGACAAGAGCCACAGACCAAUCGUUGAGCUUUCCGCAAAGGUCACAACAGACGCUCCAGUCAGCAGCGGCCCAACGUCGCGGUCCUGGCCGCCAGAAGGGCAAAGAGCGAAUUGACAAUUUCAAGCUCACUUGACUUUGUGAGGUUUCAUAGUGGCUGGAUGACGAUGUGCAAUAGACAGCUUCAGGACAAUUUUAUGACCACUAGUAGCCAACAAAUGGCACUGAAUGCGACUAAAAACAAAAAUUGGAGGGCCAACUACCUGCGAGCGCUCAACAUCUUUACGCCGGACGUGAAGUGCAGUCAAUGUGGACCGAAUGAAAGUAACAGGGAUCAAUGUGCAACAGCGAACGGAAGACUCACAACGGAUGAGAGGUCGUGUCGGCUGGAUAGUCACAAUAAGGAUAGAGGACGGUCAGUUGUCUCAGUGUCAUCGUCUGCUUGGCAAAACAGCAAGUUAAGGCCGUCAUCUAAGAGCAAGCGAAACACAACGCCAUUAAAAGACAAGACGACCUCUUGUAUGCUUGGAAUGCGGUCGCAUUUAUUUCGACAGCGAAU